UCCACCACACAGUCAAAGCUAUAAAACCGUAGUGAAAUGGUUACGCAUUUUAUUGUUUAUUCUGUAAAGGUACUAAAGUUUUUGCCAAUUCUCGGGAUUUUAACACAUUGGAAAGAGCUGGUCUCCCAAACUUCCGUAGACAGUAUUUCUUCUGUAAGGCAUAUACUCUUUUAACAUCCGAUUAACUCUGCUGAAAACCUUGUUAGAUUUUACUCAUGAACAGACCGGACGCUCUCUACAUCGUAACACUAUCACGCAACUUCUAGGUACACUCUCGUAUUUGAACUUUAACAGUGUUAUAAUUUCCGUAUGUUUGGCAUUUUGAACAACGGAUAUAUAGGCCUACUGGCAGUAGGGCAUAGGCCUAUCCUAUAAGAUAUAUGUGAAAUAUCUUUAUCACCAUUAACCAAGGAAAAUACCAAUCCUAAAGACGGUAUAUUAUAAUCACUGCAAUACGAUUUUUUCGAUCUUAGAUGGAGCUACCGAUCAACAUGAGAUUCGACGAUCGUUUUUUGUCCCGCUUUGCAGGGGAAAUAUUUAUUGUUUUCAUUUUGUUUUCGGGUGCGAUUUCCCAAAAUAUUGGAGAUGUUAGAUUAGUGAACGCGAGCGGUGUCGUAGGGGGCAGUGAAGGUCGUGUAGAGGUGUUCACCGAUCACGGACGCAGAACCGCUUCCUGGGCGAGACUUUGUAGCUCAGGAUGGGGUGCAGACAUCGCUUCGGUCGUGUGUCGUCAGCUUGGUUUCCAAGAUUCUCAGAGAUAUUAUAGAAAUGGUGCACCAUUUGGACAGGGUUCACGAAAUCAUAUCGUACGGCUUGAUAGAUGUUUAUCUGGAACAGAAGCUACAACUAUCAACGAAUUGCAAUGUGUCUAUAGGGGUGGUGGUGGAAUAAUUUGCACAGCCCUACCCGAUGCCGGUGUCAAGUGCGUUGAACAGCCAGUAACUAGCCUCCCACCUAUAGAAAUGAAGCACCCAAGCCCAGCCGUGGAAACAACACCAAACCGAGAGAGUACAUCUAGAACCCGUCGAAGAACUACAACUUCAACAACGGAACCUUCGACAACAUCUCAGAUGACAUCCACCGUGUCAACCCCUACUACAUCGACGACGGAAGUGACAUCCUCGGCACCUGAUUUCGACUUCGUGACGAGUGAUUUCAUGACUACGGAUGAUUACGUAACACUCGAUAGUUUACCACUGGGUCUGAAUACCGGAGCUAUUUACAUUGGAGUGCCAACCUUUUGUUUUAUCAUCGUCCUCAUUGUAAUAAUCAUAAUAUUACGUCAUAGGUGCAAAGGCAAAGUCAGAAAUGCCAAACCGACAGGAAGAAUAAACGGAAGAGGUUCACAUGAUCGUGAAAUUAACUUUCCAGACAACAAAUAUCAAUACAACGCAGUUAGUCAUGUCGAUUCCACUGCACCAAGAACUUCUUACUUGACUGGCGAGGAAUACCUGCACUUACCAAUUGGACUUUCCGGAAAUGCCGAAGGACCUGCAUCUGAUGUUCCAAAACAGGAUUCGAUGGACGAAUACCAGUAUUCCGCCAUUGGACCGAUUCAAAAUGGCGCCGACCACGCCAAUCCAAGAGUUCCAACUCAGGAUUCCAUCGACGAAUACCAGUAUUCCGCCGUUGGACCGAUUCAAAAUGGCGCCGGAAAUGAACCACGACUUCCGAAUCAAGAUUCGUUGGACGCGUACCAGUACUCUGCAGUUGGACCACUUGAAAAUGGCGCAGAUACCAGCUCAAGGAUUCCUAAACAAGAUUCAAUCGAUGAAUAUCAAAACGUGAUGGUGGGGCCAAUCGAAAAUGGCGCCGAUGCAGGCCCCAGGAUUCCUAAACAAGGUGACUGUGAAGACAAUGUCUACGCUCCUGUUGGUGCUUCAUCUAGUGCCACUCUCACUCCUGCAUCCACUGCACUGGCCAGCGUUUGUACUGAUGAGGGCUUGUAUAUCAUCCCCAAUACAUCCGCAAUCAACCCAUAUCAAGAACUCACCGUGAAAACCACCACUUUUGCUGGCUUGCAGAAGCUAAAAAAGAAGCCAGUACUGGAACAAAAUACGCAACAAUCACCAGAAGUUAAGAUACAAAAGAAGCCAGCACUCGUACAAAAUACGCAACAGACACCUGAGGUAAAAAUGGUUAAGGCGGCAAAAAAGUCGCCAGGGACGCCAAAGAAACCCGUUAGGAAGCCACAGGCGUCAACGGCUGAUGAUUUGUCCGCGAAGACAUCUAGAGUACCUCACCAGCAAAUGGAAAUCAGUAAUGCAGUAUACGGACCUGAAGUAAUCGGCGAACAGACACCGUAUGCUGUGUCAUUUCUGGUCGAUGGACAACGUAACGACCGAGGUGAAUCUAUAUACGCUAAUGACAUUGAGAUGUGGGAGAUCCCAUCUUCGGAACCCGACCUUGACGACCAAACCGACAAUGGAGGUUUUAAUGUUGGAGAGAAUCCCUAUGAAAACUCAAUGAUUGGAGACCAAUCUUUCUUGCAGGACAGUGAUGAUAGUUCCUAUCAGGCUCUCAGUAGAAAGGCAACAUUGCCCGUUUGAAUCAAUUCUUUGGAUUGCUUCCUUCAAAAUAAACAAGAUUUAUUGGUUCAAUGGUUUGGGAAUUACAUCAGUAAUCAAGAUGAAGCAAACCUAUGACAAUUACCAUUAUGCUGAAUCUAAAACAAAAUAAGGACGACCGAUGUCAUUUUAACGUACAAAGGGUUUAAUCAUGAUUCGACAACAAAAUAAUAACUGCAUUUAUUUAAAGCGCUUUUUGCCUGAGGAAACAAAGCACUGCUUUUAUUACCCCGGCUUUACCUCGAGCUAUAUUCUUUUUCAACGGCGCUCAGUGUAUUCAAGGUAUUCAUCCUAUACCGGGUAUCCACUUACCUCACCCGGGUCGAGUGCAGGAAAACAUACCAUGGACAUGAUGGAUAAGAUUCGAACCCACAACCCUCUGUUUGAAAGGAGAGAGUCAGAACCACUAGACCACAACGGAUGCCUCUCAAGAUAAUAACAACACCAAUAUUACUUUCUCUGAUUGCCAAAUCGUUCAAGAUGUGAAAGUUAUUUGCCAAUACAGUAAUAGACGGAAUGGGGAAUCGAAUCGCGAGCCGACCGAUGCUGUUUAUAAAGAUUGUUAGUCAAGGAUUACUUUCCGAGCUAGUAGGGGGAUUUAGACCCACGACGCACUACGGAUUCAAGAACAUAUUGUCAAAUGCCCUUCAGUACAAAGAACAACUAAGAAGUCUUUGUCGAAACUUGAUGAAUCUGAACAGUAGUUUCGUCCUUGGCUCUAGACAAACGAUUUUACGUCAGUUCCGAAACUUAAGACUAAAACGCUGUACCGGUUCAUCUUUUUUCGGCAAAGACCUCCCAUCUAUUUGAAAGAUCACUUAAAGAGUGGUCAUGGCAAACCACUCAGAAAUUGUCAAUGAUUCACUUUCCAGGUUUAUCAUUAAUAUUAAAAAAAAAUUGCACCCUUUUAAUUCUGUUUGUAAAAACAAACUUUUUGGCUGAAAGAAUUUUAUAGAAUUUAUACCCAACUGCAAAAGUGAAUAGGAAAAUCUACAGAUAGAAAUCCCUGUAAUCGCUUUUAAUUAAAAAAUGUAAGUUACGACAUAAUGCUUUUUAAGUAUAUGUUGGAGGUAAAUAUUUUUCAAAACGUGUUGUGUAUAUUGUGUAUAUAUGUAUAUACUUAUAUUUCUUUAUUGUUAUUCUUUGGAUCAAGAAUAAAGAUAUCAGGCCUGUUGCCUGGCAAUUUCUUUCAUGAAACUUUUUUGUAAUGAUAAUCGAUAUUUACUUCAUCGAAGAUUAGUUAUGUUUUUGAUAACAUUUCUUAGUAUGGAAGGUGGAUACAUAACUGAAAAUAUUUUUACAGGCAAAAUAAUGUGAAAUUAUUUUUUACCCAAAAAUGACUACAGUUUCUUGAACUAUAACGCUAUUUAUGUUUUAUAUGAUUUAGUUUAUGAUGUAUAUAUUAUGAUAAUGGGCUAUUUGAUAUACUUCACUUUCAUUUUAAUCGUUAUUUAUUGUCCGGGCUAUUCCAUUAAGUGGAAUUCAAUUUGAAAUAAAAACAAUGCAAUCAUUUCGUAAGCAUUUGCAUCAUCUGUACAUAUUUGUUUUCAUAGUCACCAGCGAGACCGACUCCCGACCGACAAAUCUAUUAAGUAUACCUUAUUACCAAUAGCAGAUUGUCGAACACUAUGGACUAUUUGAUGUCGCGCUCUUUGUGAAUAGUCCUUAACCUGACAGAUAAAUGAUUACUUAACAUAAUUUUUAUAU
This is a messenger RNA of Lytechinus variegatus (green sea urchin), 4274 nucleotides long. RefSeq lists its product as uncharacterized. NCBI's taxonomy places the organism in Eukaryota, Metazoa, Echinodermata, Echinoidea, Temnopleuroida, Toxopneustidae. The record is from RefSeq and is a predicted model, not a curated record. Gene Ontology annotation, cellular component: membrane. The transcript is spliced from 6 exons. Bases 474 to 2549 code for a protein of 691 amino acids.